CACACUCCGAUCGCCCAUCCGCCGUCGCCGCCGCCGCCGCCGUCGUCGUCGAUUCGUCAGCAGCGGCAGCCAGAGCGCCCCAGACCGGCCAUGGCGACGGCGAGGGUCAUCCCGGCCGCGGCGACCAGUGCCGCCACCUCCUGCCUGCUCGCCAGGACGCCGUUCUCGCUCAACCGGAGGGCCGCGAGCGCCGGCGGGCUGUGCUUCUUCAGGAGGGCCGCGCCGCCGCCGUCGCCGCCUCCGCCGUUGUCGUCGUCCACCAGGAGGCUGUUCGCUUGCCGCGCUAUCUACAAGCCUCAGGUCCAGGUCAAAGAGGAGGGCAAGCCCGAGACGCUCGACUACCGGGUCUUCCUCGUCGACAACUCCGGCAAGAGGAUAUCCCCCUGGCAUGAUAUACCAUUGCAACUGGGCGAUGGUGUUUUCAACUUUGUAGUUGAAAUACCCAAGGAGUCCAGUGCAAAGAUGGAAGUUGCCACUGACGAGCCGUUCACUCCCAUCAAGCAGGAUACUAAGAAGGGAAAUCUUCGAUAUUAUCCCUAUAAUAUCCACUGGAAUUAUGGAUUGCUUCCACAAACAUGGGAAGACCCAUCUUUUGCUAACUCUGAAGUUGAUGGGGCAUUUGGUGAUAAUGAUCCAGUUGAUGUUGUUGAGAUUAGUGAAAGUCGGAGACAGAUUGGUGAGAUUCUGAAGGUCAAGCCCUUGGCUGCACUAGCUAUGAUUGACGAGGGGGAACUUGACUGGAAGAUAAUAGCAAUUUCACUGGAUGAUCCUAAAGCUUCCCUUGUAAAUGAUAUAGACGAUGUUGAGAAGCAUUUUCCGGGUACACUAACUGCAAUCAGGGACUGGUUUCGUGACUACAAGAUUCCUGAUGGCAAACCAGCCAAUAAGUUUGGUCUUGGAAACAAGCCAGCUGACAAGGCUUAUGCUCUGAAGGUGAUCACGGAGACAAAUGAAUCUUGGACCAAACUUGUGAAGAGAUCAAUUCCUUCUGGCGAACUAUCCCUUGUGUAAUGUUGAUCAUUGAAUCCAUGCAUGCACACUUGGACGUAACGAUUUUUACCAUUAUAGAGCUGGAAAUGAUCUCCGUGACUUGAUUUGCCGGUAUUGUGUACUCUAAUAGAGUAAACAAGUCCUGGAUGUUUAGGUGACGUUUACCAUUGUGUAUCUUAGGCAUCAUUAUUGUUUUGCUAACAUUUGUGUCUGAUUAUUUAUCUUAUGAAAAAUAAAAAAAAGUUUCGCUUCGUAUCAUA
Molecule: messenger RNA, 1250 nt
Organism: Syzygium oleosum
Lineage: Eukaryota; Viridiplantae; Streptophyta; Magnoliopsida; Myrtales; Myrtaceae
Product: soluble inorganic pyrophosphatase 6, chloroplastic
Exons: 6
Coding region: 91-1011 (306 amino acids)
Biological process (GO): phosphate-containing compound metabolic process
Cellular component (GO): cytoplasm
Molecular function (GO): magnesium ion binding; inorganic diphosphate phosphatase activity
Source: RefSeq, a predicted model, not a curated record